UUUAUAUUAUAUUUCCGAAGGUCAUGCACUACCGAAAUUCUCUUAAAAAUCCAUCAAGAUAGCCUACUUUCCAUUGUGGUUUUCGUCAGCUUGUUGAAGUGCAAGUUUACCAAUGUUCAAGAUACGAGAACCGUCCGAGUAUUUUUAGGUUGAUAAGCCGCGGCUAUCGAUUUCUUAUUGCCGAGAGAAGUCAGUUAACGCUAGAGUCUGCUGGUAAUCGGAGAUGACGGACGACUACAUCGAAAGUUCGCCAGUAGUGCAGACAACGCAUGGAAAAGUGCAGGGAAAACUCCUUAAGGGGAUCUAUGAAGAUCCAUUCUACGCCUUUGAUGGCAUUCCAUAUGCUGUUCCUCCCCUUGGAACUCUGCGCUUCAAGGAGCCGCAUGAUCUAAAACCAUGGCAUGGGGUUCGAGACUGCUCUAAACCAUUGGAUAAGUGCCUGCAGGUCAGCUCCUUAACCAAGUUGGUGGAGGGCUCCGAGGAUUGUCUGUACUUGAACGUUUCUGUGAAAACUCUUAUCGGCGAGCCAAUGCCCGUAAUGGUUUAUAUUCAUGGAGGCGGUUUCAAAGGCGGGGACUCAUCGAGACAUGCCUGGGGUCCGGACUACCUAAUGAAAGAAAACGUUGUCUAUGUAAGCAUUGGGCAUCGUCUGGGACCCUUGGGCUUUCUGAGUUUUAAGGAUCCUACACUGGAAGUUCCUGGCAAUGCUGGUCUCAAGGACAUUGUCCUCGCUCUCCAAUGGAUCAAGGCUAAUGCUGCCAACUUUAAUGGUGACCCUGAUAGAAUAACUAUUUUUGGCCACAGCUCAGGCAGCGUGCUUGUUCAGCUACUGCUGGCCAGUCCCCGGACAGAGGGACUAUUCCACAAGGCCAUACUUUUGGCGGGUGUUACAAUGGAAGUGAAUCCCCUGCCCCAAAUGGAAUACCGUCUGGCCAAGCAUUUGGGAUACGAGGGAGAGAAUGUCGAUAGCCAGGUUUUGGAGUUUCUCCGGAAAGCAGAUCCACAACUGCUCGUCUCAGCGGACUUCUUCACGCCACUGGAGAAGUCUCAAGGCUUUUCUAUGCCCUUCAGACCUAGCAUUGAGACCUAUCCCACUUCAAAUACUGUCCUCCUUGCGGAACCCAUUGACCUCCAGCGAACUUCGUGGAGCAAUCGCAUUCCAAUUAUCUUGGGCGCUAAUAGUGGCGAGGGCUUAACCAUUAUGAACUUUUUGCAACUGAACCCUUCAUGGCUAAAAACCUUUCGGCAAAAUCCGGAGCGCGUUUUGCCUUGGACCCUGAGGAGUCGAUGUGAUCCCGGCCAGCGACGUCAGUUGGGUCAGGCGCUGAUCCGCCACUUCUGCCAGGUACAUGGACAUGAGCUGACUUUGGAUCACACAAACGCGUUAGUCGACCUAUACACCCACGCCUUUGUGCAUGCCAUUGAUCGAUUAGUUCAAUCCAGAUUGACUUAUAGUCAGGCACCCACAUACGUUUACCGCUUCGAUUUCGAUUCACCGGACUUCAACUUUUACCGGACUCGCUUUAUGGCAAAGGAGCAGCGAGGAGUCACUCAUGUGGACGAGCUGGGAUACAUCUUCGUGCUCCCAGCCACCUUUAAAUUGAACAAAUCCCGACCAGAAUACACAGCCAUCUGCCGAAUGGUGAACAUGUUUGUGCAAUUCGCCGCCAACUCGGAUCCCAAUGGAGCACUCACUAAGCCUCUUGUGGAGUGGAAACCGGUUAUUCGAUUUGGAAAACGAAUGGUUCUCAACAUCAGCGAAGAAUUAAAGUGUAUUCCUCAGCCAGAAAUGCCGAAGCUAAAGUUCUUCAAUCGGCUAUUCGAAAUGGCCGGAGUGCCAUUAUUUUAAGAAAUACUAUAUGAUUUUAAUCAUAACAGCGAGCUUUUAUUCUCCUGAU
This is a messenger RNA of Drosophila subpulchrella, 1898 nucleotides long. RefSeq names its product esterase B1. The transcript is spliced from 4 exons. NCBI's taxonomy places the organism in Eukaryota, Metazoa, Arthropoda, Insecta, Diptera, Drosophilidae. The record is from RefSeq and is a predicted model, not a curated record. Bases 224 to 1849 code for a protein of 541 amino acids.